Messenger RNA from Pseudomassariella vexata, 1811 nucleotides. RefSeq lists its product as uncharacterized. The coding region runs from base 189 to 1811 and encodes 540 amino acids. The transcript is spliced from 2 exons. Gene Ontology annotation, molecular function: DNA-binding transcription factor activity, RNA polymerase II-specific; zinc ion binding. NCBI's taxonomy places the organism in Eukaryota, Fungi, Ascomycota, Sordariomycetes, Amphisphaeriales, Pseudomassariaceae. Gene Ontology annotation, biological process: regulation of DNA-templated transcription. The record is from RefSeq and is a predicted model, not a curated record.
AUGCAUACCAAUUACAAAUGUCUCAGUCUCAUAGUCUCACCACUAAUGGGAAAGCCAACUAGUGCGAUGUCCGCAGUCUACGAUGUGAGAUUUGCCUUCGCUUCACCCCUGUGACGACGAAAAGCCUCGAAUAUCUUAUUAUCUUUGGAAUACAAGAGGACUGGAGUAUUCUGGCUUAAGGCGGCACAAUGAGUUCUUCCGCCCACGAUGUCUCCCGCGGGGCCUGUGAUCGUUGUCAUGGCCAGAAGCUUCAGUGCAAACCAGGAAGGAGCAAUGAGGGCUGUUUGCGCUGCCAGAAAGCGGGUGUUCGAUGUCUCCCAAGGCCUUCAAGGUCUUCUCGACAUCGGACUCGUUCUCACGCCACUCAACGGGCGUCCAUGCAUAGCAACCCGACACAAAACGUCGGUUCGGCACUGACGUUACUGAAAGAAAAUCUAGCCACCGAGCAGAACAGCCAAGCCGUCUCGGAGUAUCUUGGUCUUUCACCGAUUAGCUUACUUGAUGCCCCGUCUGAUCUGGAUCUGGGUCUGAAUUUCCCUUCGCUACAGUCGGAGCUUGGCCCUCCCCCGGGAACACGUGAUUUCCAACCUAAUAUGGACAUCUACACUAUGCAAAGUCACAAGUCUGGCCAAUCAUUUGCUCAGGCACCGCCUCAGUCCCGCAGUGGUGGGCAACGCGAGCAGGAAAAUCACACUGAUCUUCCUGGCGCUUCUCAAGGCUCCUAUCGUUUGACCUCACCCACUUUCAACAUGUUACCCCUCUAUUCAGAAGAGCCUUCAGCCCCUUCCAAACAACCGUUGUCGCUUCCGAGGAACAUCACGCCGCAAAGCCUGACCUAUCAGUCUCAGGAAACUGCGAACCCCCAUCUCAUGGACUUUGAUCAACUUGAAGGGGAUACUCUUAACAUCGACAGUGAGCGCUCUGGCUCUGAUUUCGGCUAUCGCCCAACAGCAUCACGUCGCCCCCAGUCCAUCCACGGCGAGUUUCAGAGCUCAUACAAUGACAGGCCAUACAAUGACAGGCCAUACAAUGACAGGCAGCAAACUACAAACCUAGCCGUUGAACCUACUGUAAAAUCCUGGAUUCGCAAACUUUCGGAUAUCAACGUGGAACUCCAUCAGCAUAUGCUUUCGAUCCCAUGUAUCGAAGCAGAGCGGGGCAUAUGGACAGACACCAAAGACAAGACGAUGGGUAACGGCCUCAGCUCCACCCGGAACGUUCCAGAACUUGCUGUAGAUUGCACCUUUCGACUUUCGCACCAAUACAUGGAAACUAUAAGAGACAUGUCUUCCCGAAUUAGGACCGGUCAGGCUCACCACGUGCCUGUAACAGCCGCUCUCACACUAGACCAACCCUCACGGCUGCUCAUUUUAUCCAGCUACCUUUGUCUCAUCGAGUCCUACGAUAGAGUUAUGCAGCAUAUCAAGUCCUGGACCGAGGUCCGCUUGAACAUGGGUGCAUCCAGUUCCGCUUACCACUUCCCCAUUCAGCUGCCGAACAUCGCGAUCGGCACCUUCGAGUUCUUCACGUGUUCGUCGACACAGCCCCUCAUUAUGAUGUGCAUCCUAAGAACCAUGAUAAAACAGAUCCAUGAUCUAGUGGACGGGAUCAUGAAGCCGGCAAACGCUCUCGACAACGGAACAGCGACCAUGCUGAAUGCACCAGCUGGCGAGCAAGGCAGCAGUGAUGGUUGCGACGGGUUAAGUGGUGUGGUUAAAGUCACAUUGCAAGCAAUCAGGGCCAAGGAAGAUUCGACCAUCAAGCUCAUAGACGUAACUUGGAAACUUGCUCUCCGAUGUGGUAUCACUUGA